CAUGAUGACUGUGGUGCUCCACCUCCUCACCUCUCAGAUAUUCAGGCCACAGGUUGUGACUGAGGAGUUUCUCUUCAAAUUUGGAGCACUGCUGAGUCACAUAACAUCUAUUGAUGCCAGUGAGACCAGUUUGGGCAGUGCAAUAGGACAAGCAGGUUCAGAGGAGCUGAUCAGGAACACUCUGUCAGCUGUGGAGGCCAUCACCCAGCACCCAGCCCUGCUGACGCCCCAUCACUGUCCUGUUGUUGAUUGCAUUCUUCCUCCACUGACUUCUCUUGCCUUCAGUAAAAAUGUGGAGUGGCGUAUCGUCAGCUUGCGUGUUCUGUCAGAGAUCACACUGCUGCUGCUGAGCCAAGAGGCCAUGGAAGAGGGAGAGAGGAGAGAGAGAGAGUGCAACUCUUCAACUGGCAGACUAUUGACUCUCAUUACAGAAGCCCUUCUUCCACAGUAUGAAUCUCUCCUGUUGGAGCCAGACCCAAUCCCAGUCUACGCUCUCAAGCUGCUGGUGGCCCUCACAGAACACAGCAGCCCCGUCAACAGCCUGGUCAGAGACAGCAGGAUCCUACCUGUUGUCUUUCAAGUCAUGGCGGAGCACCAGGACAAUAUCCUGGGUGGAACCAUGCAGAAGGCCAUGGCUCUCCUCAGCAACCUGACUGGACAGAAAGACGUGGAUCUACAACCCUUCUACCAACAAGGUCUGGUGGAGGUGGUCUGCAGUGUCUUCAGCGAGGCAGCCGUUCUGUACGUGGAGAGAGAGGAGAGGCCUGGGAGAAAGAGUAGCCCUGAUCUCCUGUUGUCUCUACUGGACACUCUGCACAAUGUACUGACCAGCACAUCCAGAGUGGUGCGCAUUGCACUCCAGGGAGCUGAGUCCCAGGGAGAGACCCAGGCUGCAGAGGACCUCCUGCUCAUCAACAAACCUCUGACACAACUCACAUCCCUGCUCAUUCAGAUGCUGCCAUGUGAGGAUGUGGAGGUGUAUGAGGAGACCAGUCAGUGCCUGUCCCUGCUGAUGCAGCUGUAUGGAGGGGACAGCCCUGACUCCCUCAGCCCCCUGAACCUCCAGAGCCUCAGCCACGCGCUGCAGCUCCAGACCCAGCCUAAACAACACAGACUACUGCUCCGUAUCGUCAAACGCCUGCCUGUUGCCUUCCACAGCAGGAAUCCCUCGGGCUAUGACAUGCUGUCUGCGCUGGGCAGUAUAGUGGGCAGGAAGCAUCCCUCCACUGUUCAGGCCAAGCAGCUGAAACAGAGUGUACCCAUGAUGACUGUGGUGCUCCACCUCCUCACCUCUCAGAUAUUCAGGCCACAGGUUGUGACUGAGGAGUUUCUCUUCAAAUUUGGAGCACUGCUGAGUCACAUAACAUCUAUUGAUGCCAGUGAGACCAGUUUGGGCAGUGCAAUAGGACAAGCAGGUUCAGAGGAGCUGAUCAGGAACACUCUGUCAGCUGUGGAGGCCAUCACCCAGCACCCAGCCCUGCUGACGCCCCAUCACUGUCCUGUUGUUGAUUGCAUUCUUCCUCCACUGACUUCUCUUGCCUUCAGUAAAAAUGUGGAGUGGCGUAUCAUCAGCUUGCGUGUUCUGUCAGAGAUCACACUGCUGCUGCUGAGCCAAGAGGCCAUGGAAGAGGGAGAGAGGAGAGAGAGAGAGUGCAACUCUUCAACUGGCAGACUAUUGACUCUCAUUACAGAAGCCCUUCUUCCACAGUAUGAAUCUCUCCUGUUGGAGCCAGACCCAAUCCCAGUCUACGCUCUCAAGCUGCUGGUGGCCCUCACAGAACACAGCAGCCCCGUCAACAGCCUGGUCAGAGACAGCAGGAUCCUACCUGUUGUCUUUCAAGUCAUGGCGGAGCACCAGGACAAUAUCCUGGGUGGAACCAUGCAGAAGGCCAUGGCUCUCCUCAGCAACCUGACUGGACAGAAAGACGUGGAUCUACAACCCUUCUACCAACAAGGUCUGGUGGAGGUGGUCUGCAGUGUCUUCAGCGAGGCAGCCGUUCUGUACGUGGAGAGAGAGGAGAGGCCUGGGAGAAAGAGUAGCCAUGAUCUCCUGUUGUCUCUACUGGACACUCUGCACAAUGUACUGACCAGCACAUCCAGAGUGGUGCGCAUUGCACUCCAGGGAGCUGAGUCCCAAGGAGAGACCCAGGCUGCAGAGGACCUCCUGCUCAUCAACAAACCUCUGACACAACUCACAUCCCUGCUCAUUCAGAUGCUGCCAUGUGAGGAUGUGGAGGUGUAUGAGGAGACCAGUCAGUGCCUGUCCCUGCUGAUGCAGCUGUAUGGAGGGGACAGCCCUGACUCCCUCAGCCCCCUGAACCUCCAGAGCCUCAGCCACGCGCUGCAGCUCCAGACCCAGCCUAAACAACACAGACUACUGCUCCGUAUCGUCAAACGCCUG
Oncorhynchus masou masou (cherry salmon) is the source of this 2401-nucleotide messenger RNA. Its product is annotated as serine/threonine-protein kinase ULK4-like. The annotation marks the transcript as partial. NCBI's taxonomy places the organism in Eukaryota, Metazoa, Chordata, Actinopteri, Salmoniformes, Salmonidae. The record is from RefSeq and is a predicted model, not a curated record. The transcript has 25 exons.